Linnemannia hyalina is the source of this 6198-nucleotide messenger RNA. NCBI's taxonomy places the organism in Eukaryota, Fungi, Mortierellomycota, Mortierellomycetes, Mortierellales, Mortierellaceae. The record is from the annotation of a GenBank genome assembly.
AUGCCGUUCGAAUUCGGCAUGCCCAUCGACCCAGGCUUUCACAAGGUGCUGCAGUCAAAGAUCAGGACCCUUCUUCACUCAAAAGCAGAAGGUGGAAAAUGGUGGCGUCGACAGGCAGGACACCAAUCGGGACUUUGCGCCAGUCUGGAUCCGUUCUACGCCAAUACAGAGGCAUCCAAUGGCCGCUCUCCGCCAAACAACGUCAAAGUGAAUGAGCUGCAGGAUUCACCAGAACUCGGAGCACGCAACACCCGUCACCAGCACAAGGUCUCAACAGAGACUACUUGUAAUGAACAAGUGGACGCAUGGCACCACGAUAUCCAACAGCUAGAAGAAUUCCCUGGCUCGUAUCCUGUCGAUUUCGAACCAUCUCACAUGCAACAACUGGCCAGCGAGGAAUACUUUGUCACGGAAAAGCUCGCAAGUGUGCGGUGUAUGUUGCUGAGCACAAACACCCCCAAAGGACCCGCCUGCUUUCUGAUUGACCGACACAACGAAAUUUCAUUUGUCCCUCAUCUCCUCCUCCCCCUCCGCGACAACCCAACGAAAUAUCAAAAUGAAACUCUGCUGGACGGGGAAAUGGUGACCGAGCACGAUGGACACAAGACAACACUUCGGUUUUUGGUGUUUGAUCUUAUGAUCCUGAAUGGAGUAGAUAUCACCCAAAGGUCAUACAACUCACGGCUGGGUAUGCUGGACCAGGAUAUUUUGGGUGUUCAUGCCAGCAAGCCGAGCGAUGUCAAAGCGAAAGAACCAUUCACAAUCGAACGUAAAACAAUGCAGAGGUCCUACGGUCUGAACAUGAUCCUUUCAGCAAGCAGGAAGCAAAAGCAGGGAGCUGAAGGUUUGAUCUUUGUACCAGUCAAACAACCGUACAUCUCAGGAGCAAGCCCAAAGCUGCUCAAGUGGAAAUCACACACGACGGCGCAAUUUCAGAUCAAGGUCACACUGAGCAAGGAGCGGAAACCAUUAUACUGCAUCCAUGUCAAGCAAGGUCCAAGCAUCAAGUUCUACGACUAUGUUACCCCAGAUUCCGUACAGGCAACCGACCACCCCGACGGUCAAGCACCACUGCUCACUCCAGCUAUCAGCUCGCACUACCUCCAAUCCCCUUCAGUGGCAUCUCACUCCAGUUCACAGGGAUAUUUUUCCAGGAAAGAUCGGGAGCGCAAAGCAUCUAUGGAUGAGCAUGGUUCAUUGAGCUCACUUCCUACCAGCAUCUCAGGAGCGUUUUCUCACCCAUUGCCACCCAAGCCUCUACCAUACCAACCGCGACAGUCAUCGGUGGACCAAUCUCAGCCGUGCUCUCCGAACCCACCUGGCGCAGGCGCCAAAAACUCGGAUCAGGAACAACAAACCGCGAGCCCUUCUCCAGCCCCCUCUGCCUCAGUACAAUCAGCACCGAACUCUGAUGGAAAAUCAACUCCCCCAACAUCUCAACCUGAAACUGCGACAGACGCAGCAACUCCCUCUGCUGCCUCAACGGCCACCGCUACAGCUACAACUCCUUCAACUGCGACUACUGCCUCCUCCGUAACCACAACUUCAAUUACGACAACGGCGAUAACGGCAUCCACCACUCCAUCUGUGACAACCGCUCCAACAGUUGCAACCACUCCAGCUGCGGCAACUACUCCAGCUACAGCGGCUACACCGACUACAACAGUUUUUUCAACUGCCUCUGCAACCGUGACCACAUCCCCAACGAACCUCGCGAGAAAUCCGCUCAAACUCUCUCAAGUGCAGGCCCACUUACAACCCAUCAAGUCUUGGAUGACUGUCGCGCCAGUUCCGAGAGCACCUCUGGGCGAAAAGACUGCGAAGCUGGGAUCAGAACGACGGGACAGCAGGGAUUCUUCAAGUUUGGACACGCCGCAUCGGCAGGGACUAUCGCCAAGGAAGAGUUCAGUCGUGUCGACGGAGGGAGCCAAGGAUGCCGCCUCAGCAACGGCAAAUGCAUCGGCGAAAUCACAGGAGUCAAAGGGCUCGACAAGCGUUAAUUCAGCGGCUUCCAACACGUCGGCGUCAUCCGCUCAGGAUCGGCCGCCUCAAACACCACAGACACCGACCUCUGCGCAAACGCCCACGAUUGCAGGAACUUCACGCUCUGGGGGAACGCCUUCGCUAUCAGCGCCAGUGUCCUUUGCUCAUCCCAACAUCGCCUUGCCGAAUAUCGCCGUUGCAGUACCCAACACUGCAUUGACCAACAUUGCUUUGCCCAAUAUUGCUUUACCAAGCACUCUACACCAAGUUACGGACGAAAAUACGGUUCAGGACACUGAGACUGAGACGAAAUCUACCACACAGGCAAGCGACACAGCAGGAGUAGCUCCCCCUAUAACAUCUCCGACUGUUAAGCCUAUACGGAAUCCAUCCGUGUCAGAUGUCAACUCCAGCAGACCCUCUCCUGUCUUGGGGAAACGGACAGUCGCUUCGUCUUCAUUGGCAGGGGAUCGCCCAGAUGACUCGCUUGCCCAACGUCGCAAGCUUUCUGACGCUAUGCAACCGUCGCCAAAGUCAGAGGCUGUUAUGGCUGGAAUUGGUUCACUCAAUCUUGCCUCGACACUUUCCCCCAAGUCCAACAACAUGUCGUCGUUUCCUCUUGAUGGAGCAGAACGUGGCUCGCCAUUGCUAUCGCCACUCGGUAGUCCAGGCGUCGGGGCAAAACCUGGUGACCACCAGCAGCCUUGGUCCCGCUCUCAACAAACAUCUGGAUCAAGGGCUCUUAAGGCCUCUAACUUGGCGCAUGAGGUGCCGCCUUGUCGAUCCCAAGGCCCUGUCGAUCCAGAUGAUGUCGCUAUGGCAGAGGUCAAGAAUGAGGCGAAUGAACCAGCAUCUCACCCACUUGGAAGGUAUAAUGUCGCUGGGUUGAAGGAGGAUGUGGAAAUGGAGGACAUUGCGCCCAAAAUUGAAAAAGGACACAUAGCCGAAAAGUCCCGCGGAGGACCGCUACCACAACGCGGACCGACAGCCGAUAAUUCAAUGAUGGAGACUUUCGCCAAGGCGGAAUCUACGACUGCAUCAGUGAGGGCGCCUAUUCCAUCCCUCUACCCGCCUCCAACCCCGGCGUUUGUCAUGGCAGCGCAGGGCACGUACAAUAUCUCUGAAGAUCAGGAGAGGGCCAGGGCCAUGGCCAUGGCCAGAGCCGCUGCGUCUUCAAAGAUCAACAGACAGCUUGAGUUGCAGACAUUCAAGGAUGAGAGGUUGUUGGAGGACAUCGAGAAGUUCAAGGAGUCAUCUAGAACAAAGAAGGAAAAGUCGACAAAGCAACGGACGCAGGAAGUGAUCGAGCCCCCGACCCAGGACCGACGCGCGCAACCUGUUCGACAGAUUAACCAGCAACAAGGCAGGCAGCCGAACCCAGAUAGUCCGGCCUUGCGAGGCCAGAGUCAACUUGGCCAGCGAGUCGGGUCAUCACCUCAGGAGCAGCAGCAACGCCUCGCUUAUGCAACUCGACAGUCCCGAUCUGGCCCUCGUGUGGAUCCAGCGCAAACCCCUCCAGUCAACGUGAAAUCUCAACAUCGACCAGAGCAGCAGCAGCCCGUGCCUAUUGAGCAGAUUGACCCGACAGGAGGACAGGUCUCCAAGGACCACGUUCACAGAGAUCAGUUCCCAGGAGGAGGAGCCCGUCCCGACUCUAGAGAGCAGAUGGAUAUGUUACACCCCGAGGAUGCACCCCGCCAACACAGGAGGAUCAAUUCGAUGGACAGUCGUUUCCAGCAAUCCCGGCCUGCAAGCCCUUCUCGAUUCGAUCCAGGUAUUCUUCAACAGCAAGGCAUCCCGGACGGUCGCUAUGGCCAACCUCACAGUAAGCGUCUAGAUUUGGGCCAGCAUGGAGAUCCAAAACAUCGUCGUUCCCAUUCUGAUGCUGGAACCUUUUAUAAACCCAUAGUCACCACCAUCGUUGCGCCACAGGCUAUUGGCCGGCAACAGCAAGGACCCUUGCCGACAGAGGUAGCUCCAUCGCCUCAAGCCCCGCCUCUUGGCCAGCCCGGUGUUGAGUAUCGACAGAAUGGUCAAUUCUCUCAAGGACAGCAGCGCCCAUCGCCAACAGGAGUACGCCCGGAGAUGGAUGAUUCGCGGAUGAAGCACAGCAACAACAGUAGCAACGGCUCAUCGUCUGUCAAGGAGGCUCCUCCAGUGAAGGAAUCCAAAGCGCGACUCCAGUUCAUCCUGAACGACGACCCAACCAGCCCAGAAGGAGACCACCAUGAUGACGAUCCAAUGGAGCUCCCCCGAAGUCCUGAGGCACCCGAUUGGGGUCGAAGCAACCCAACGGCAGCGGAAUCCGCCCAGCGAGCGCAUGCGCACCAUGGGGCUUACCUCGACCAGCCUCACAUGGCUAACGACUAUUCUAUGCGGGAUCAACAGGAAGCGCAAAUGGCACUUCGCGUGCCUCCUUCCAUGAUGGCGGCUAAUCCGACGCGUCGCCAGCCAUCCAAGAAGCAGAAGCUGUCUCAGGACAUGACUGGUCAGGACCCAGCGUUCAACGGCACUCCAGAAGAAUACGAAUAUCACUUGCGGCAAUCCCAGCAGCACCCUCAGACACGACCACCUCCCCAUGUCUCGCAGCAAAGACCUCCUUUCCCAGGGGACAGAUGGUCACAGCAAGGCCCGACUCAGCAACAUCUGCCACCUCAACCAAUGGCCAUGCAAGGCCAGCCCCAGUCAUCAGCGGGUCCGCCGCCAACUGGGGGGAGACGAGUGGGUGGCGAGGUUCCAGUCGUCGUACAUCAACAACCCAGCCACCAUUUCUCAGGACCCGAUAUGUCUCAGCAUGGACCAUCAAUGGGCAGACCCCCUCACCCAGAUCAAUACGGCGCUCCUGGUCAUGGAGGCAUAAUGGAAGGCCCUCGACCAAAGCCUGAACGACUUUCUCACUCGAGGCACUCGUCGGUUUCGAAAGCAGGACCAGGACAAGGAUCGGAACAGGUUCAGCCUCCGGGACCUGCUCACCCGAGUGCUCGGACCAAAGCAGGGCUACCACAUGGUUCCAGUCCAGCGGUGGAACAAUACCCACGUGGCUAUCCUCAGCCUCCGCCUGGUGCAGUGCCUGGACAACCCCGGCCUCCCCCACCCUCGCAACAUCAGCCUCCGUACCAGCCUUCCCCUCAACAGCAGCCACAAGCUAACCCAAGCAUGGCUUCGAGAAAGAAGGCUGCAGCUGAGCAGUCAGGACCAUACGGUCCGCCGCCUCCAGGUGGUGCUCCAGGCGGAUAUGAGCAGAGACAGAAUACCCCUCAAACCGCCCAUCCCCAUCAUCAGCAGCAGCAACAGCAACAGCAACAGCAGGCAAUGCAGCAUCAUCACCAACAGCAACAGCAGCAGCAACUCCACCAGCAACAACUUCAACAUCAGCAUCUUCAGCAUUCGCAUGCAAGCCGUCAUCAGGAACAGGAUAAUGUCCACGAAGAGCCUGCGCCAGGCCUGUAUAAGCAAUCGCAAGGAGGUUCACAGUUUCGAGCGAGCCAGCAGGAUCUUGCUUCAAGCCACCCUGGCCAAGGCUAUUAUGAACAGGAUCCCCAGUAUGGCUCAAGUCGUUCGGCUGGAUUCGGUUCUCAAUCGCUCCAUCCUUCAUCCGCGCAGGAGCGGCAAUCGGCGUCUCAUGGAUCACCAUACCAUCCGUCUACAGGACCCCAUGAUCCAUCCUACCGUCCUUACCCUGGAGGUGGAUCUAUGAGGGCGUCUGUGAGUGCUGAGCAUCUUCAGAGCGAAGACCACAUGCGACCUGCAAAUGCAGGACGAGGACCGAUGUCUCACUUGACUCCCGAGCAUGGAUCGCAACAGGCAAUGCCAGCGCAGCAUGUCCCUCCAUCGCAUUCUCCUCAUACUCAGCAUCCUUCACAGCGACUGCAUCCUUCUCACCCUCAGUAUGGUGCACAUCACCAGCAACAACAACAGCAGCAGCAACAGCAGCAGCAACAACAUCAGCAACAGCAGCAAGCACAACAGAAUGACUAUCGACACGGCCCUCCUCAGUUCUACCAUUCGCAACAGGCAGCACCCCACCAACAGCCUCCUUCUCAGCAGAAAAUGAUGCAUGAUCAAGAACAUCACCACGGAAUGUAUCCUCCACAUCAUAAUGGUGGUCCUAAGGUCCCUUCUCCCCGACAAGGACAGCCCGGUGGACAUCCUGCCGACCAUGACCCCAACUACCGUUCCCAGGCUCCUCAUGGACAAGGUGGACCGAAUUGGUGA